GUCGAAUUCGAAACGACCUCACGUGUUCCUCGAAAGCAGAGAUCCACAGUGCAAGUGUAACGUUCAAACUAGCAUAGACCAAAUCCGAAGAAAUAUCAGAGUGCUCAGAUCCCUCUCACCACAUAAAUUUAUUUUCUUUAGCAAACAAGCUGAAAAAACCAGCAGAGUUAGAAGAAGAAGAAGAAGACAAGAAUGGCUUCACUGUGCACCACGCUUCUCUUUUGUCUCCUCCUCCUCCUAACCUUAUCUUCCCACUUUGUUGCAGAGGCAGAGAGACAUGGUAUACCCGGCUUCCUCUACACUCGGAGCAGAGGCAGAUGCACGGCACAGUUUUGGAGCGGGAGGAGGGAGGCGUGGCCGAGGAUGGUGCCGGAGACAUCGACGGUGUCGAACGUGUUCGGUUCAAGAGUGUACGAACGGUACAGAUCGGAUCUGACAUUGUUGGAAGCAACUGCGAGGAACGACGAGGAGAGUAACCCUUUCGGAGGAUUGGUCAAAGAGGGAACCGCAGCGUUGCUUAACUCUUAUGCCAGAGAGGGUUUCCCUUUCAAGCCUUGGCAGGUUAAGACUUUGCUCAUAAAAGCGCUGGUUUCACACGCUGAAGCUGCUUCUCAAGCCAAUAACUUCUUGUUGGCUAAUCAGGCUUGCUCCUAAAUCCUAAUCUAAUCUCAAGUCAAGAACUUUGUCAUCAUAUAUAUAUAGCAGUAUUGGUAUAUUAUAUAGUAUAUACUCAUGAUGAUGAUCCAGUAAUGUUUUAGUUGUGUUAUUGGGUAAGUCCCACUCGCUUUACCCUUUUUUACAUUGAUCUUUUUGUGCGUUUUUUCUUGGAUAGACUCGAAUCACUACAUUGUGACGUGAUUUUGGAAUAUUGGAAAGGGUGAUUGUUGAUAUGGUGGGAACCCUUGGAAUGGAGGAAAUUAAAUUAGUACUGAUUUUGUAUUUGUGUUCUUCGCCACCAUACUUUUUAAUUUGUCUUUAAUCUUCUUUGUUCUUAUCAGUAGUAUCCAUGCUUGUUGAUGUAUUUAUAAAGUGAUGGGUGGAUUAGCUUUC
Molecule: messenger RNA, 1050 nt
Organism: Glycine soja
Lineage: Eukaryota; Viridiplantae; Streptophyta; Magnoliopsida; Fabales; Fabaceae
Exons: 2
Coding region: 193-654 (153 amino acids)
Source: RefSeq, a predicted model, not a curated record